UUUGCUAGAUUUCAGCUUUAGUACAAUACAAUUAGUCAAUUACAAUUACGUUGUUUUAAUUGUGUGUGAAACGUAAUAAGUAUAUCGUUAUCAACUACUUAUAUAAUAGUUUAUUUCAUUUACAACAGACGGAACUAAUCGGCAAAGUUCCUUGAAUUAUGGAGGAUCUAAAAAACGUUUUUAUUUCGCCGCUUCCGGAUUCGCCUUACGUGAAGCCUUUUAGAUUCAAUUAUACGCAAAAUGGUAAAGAGAAAACUUGGGAUCUAUUGGAGGUUCACGACAGCGUCGCCAUCGUAGUCUUUAAUGUGUCUAGAAAGGUUAUGAUUUUUGUGAAGCAAUUUCGUCCAGCAAUUUACUACAAUUGCAUUCACCCUGACGACAGGGAAUCAAAGGUUAUAGAUACAGAGAAGUAUCCAGCAUCAUUAGGUAUUGCCUUAGAGAUGUGUGCAGGUAUCGUUGAUAAAAACAAGCCGGUGGAACAGAUCGCUCAAGAAGAGGUUUUAGAGGAGUGUGGCUACAACGUCUCUCUUGAUCAAUUGCACAAAAUUACUUCUUACAGGUCCGGUGUGGGUGUUCAAGGAUCCCUGCAAACAUUCUUUUAUUGUGAAGUAACUGAUGAUAUGAAGACUGAACAAGGUGGCGGCGUGGACGAUGAAAUAAUAGACGUUGUUGAAAAAACAAUUCCAGAAAUAGAGGAAAUGGUAAAUUCUCCAGGGCCUAUACCCAGUCCGCCGAGUUGCCUCUUUGCCCUGAUGUGGUUCUUACAUUACAAAGCAGAUAAAUUCAGAAAGUAGGUGCAAGUAACUUGCUCAUAGAUAAAAUUAUUUAUCACAAUAAA
Messenger RNA from Melitaea cinxia (Glanville fritillary), 838 nucleotides. RefSeq names its product uridine diphosphate glucose pyrophosphatase NUDT14-like. The record is from RefSeq and is a predicted model, not a curated record. Gene Ontology annotation, biological process: nucleoside phosphate metabolic process; ribose phosphate metabolic process. NCBI's taxonomy places the organism in Eukaryota, Metazoa, Arthropoda, Insecta, Lepidoptera, Nymphalidae. The transcript has 4 exons. The coding region runs from base 159 to 794 and encodes 211 amino acids. Gene Ontology annotation, molecular function: UDP-sugar diphosphatase activity; metal ion binding.